AGUAGAUGGCGGCCUGAGCACCAGGUGUUGUGUUCAAUGAAGGGAACCGAAAGGUGAAGGGAACACCACUGGUGUCAAGUGAGUUUCAGCUGGACGAUGAAACGACGCGUUCUCAAGGAUUUAGACUGAAGAGAUACAAUUAAUACGGAGAACUGUAUGUAGAGUGAUGGACAAACUCCGAGCGGUUCUGAGUGGUCGUGAUGGAAACAGUGACAACAGAAAUAUCUUACAGGCGGCGAACGAGGCGUCCACGCUUGGAUGGGGAACGCGUGUGAAAGGUUUCCUCGUCUGUAUGGUCAUCGGAGUGGUGUUCACUAUCCUGGGAGUAUGUUGCCUGUUUAUUCCUAAAAUAGGGGUGAUUCUCUUCAUUGUGUUUUACACAUUUGGCAACAUAUGUUCAUUAGUAAGCACCAUGUUUCUGAUGGGUCCAGUGAAACAGCUGAAGCGGAUGUGUGACAAAACCAGAGCCUUCGCUACUGUUGUUAUGCUAACAUGUCUGGUUCUCACACUCUGUGCAGCAUUUUGGUGGAAGAUCUUUGCACUCACUUUGCUGUUUGUCAUUCUGCAAGUGUUUGCAUUUGCCUGGUAUAGCUUGUCAUACAUUCCUUUCGCAAGAGAUGCCAUCCUGAAGUUUUUCUCCAUGCUGUGCACCAUGUGUGUGAAAUGAACCCCACCAACUUUCUGCUGAAGCAUUUGGUGAAUUUUAGGAAAUGAUCAUUGACAGAAUGGCGCAAUAGGACAUUUUGUUAAAUGUGAACAUAAAAAAGGCUGCAUUCCACUGAAUGUGUUUUAUUUUAAAUGUUGUUUACAGAAAAGGUUAUUAAACAGACCAGCAUUAAAAUUGAUAUUUAUAAAAUGAAACAUUUUGGGGAUGGUUUUUGAAAGUUGGACUUUCAGAUUUCUCUACCUUUUGUCUUAAUAUUGUAUGUUAAAACCCUGUAAAUAAAGACUAGUUUUAUCAGCUCA
Molecule: messenger RNA, 966 nt
Organism: Puntigrus tetrazona (Sumatra barb)
Lineage: Eukaryota; Metazoa; Chordata; Actinopteri; Cypriniformes; Cyprinidae
Gene: sft2d2a
Product: SFT2 domain containing 2a
Exons: 8
Coding region: 167-667 (166 amino acids)
Biological process (GO): vesicle-mediated transport
Cellular component (GO): membrane
Source: RefSeq, a predicted model, not a curated record